AAGAAGCAGCAGCAGCAAAAGGACACGAAGAAGAAUUCGAGGAAGACUCUCAAAUUAAAGUUCUAGUUUUCGUCCACUGUGUGUUUGGAUCGCAAACUUGACAGCUUUUACUUCGGUUUCUGAGGUGACCCGAUCCGCUACAGAAGAACAACAGAAGCUCUAAUGACUCGCCACGGGAAGAACUGCACGGCCGGGGCCGUUUACACCUACCACGAGAAGAAGAAGGACACAGCGGCCUCUGGUUAUGGCACUCAGAGCAUCCGGCUGGGAAAAGACGCCAUCAAAGACUUCGACUGCUGCUGCCUGUCUCUGCAGCCCUGCAAGGACCCUGUGGUGACUCCAGAUGGAUUCCUGUAUGAGAAACAAGCCAUUCUGGAAUACAUUCUUCACCAGAAGACGGAGAUCGCCAGAAAGAUGAAAGCGUAUGAGAAGCAGAAGCAGGCGCAGAAGAGCUCCAGUCAGCUGGAGUCCAAGUCUGAGGAGAGGGAGAAGGUGGAGCGCUUCAAGAGCCGCGAGAACAGCAUUGUGUCCAAACCCAUCAACCCCUUCACGUCAGGUCAGGGUAAAGAUGCAAGCAGCAGCAGCAGCUCCUCCGGAGAGUCCUCAGCCUCCGCCUCUUCAUCCUCCACCGCCUCCUCCUCCUCCUCCUCCUCCUCUUCCUCCGCCCCCUCCUCCUCACAGAGCCUCCCCAGCUUCUGGAUCCCCUCUCUCACACCCGAAGCCAAGCCCACCCUGCUCAAGAAGCCAAGUAAGACGGUGUUGUGUCCCAUGUCCGGCCGGCCCAUCAAGAUGAACGAGCUGAUCACGGUGCGCUUCACGCCGCUGGACCCCAGCCUGGACCGAGUGGCGCUGCUGAACCGCCAGGACAGGUAUGUGUGUGCAGUCACCAGAGACGCUCUGGGGAACAGCGUCCCCUGCGCCGUCCUGCGGCCCUCGGGGUCCGUGGUGACCCAGGAGUGUGUUGAGAAGCUGAUCAGGAAGGACAUGGUGGACCCGGUGAGCGGAGACAAGCUGUCCGACAGAGACAUCGUCCCGCUGCAGAGGGGUGGAACCGGCUUCUCCGGCUCCGGAGUCGACCUCCGAGCGAAGGAAGCUCGUCCAGUGAUGCAGGCCUGAAGACCGAAGACGCCCCGACUCUCCCAAACCACCACCACCUCCACAUCUCUGCUUUCUCUGCUUUGUUGAGUCUAAAUCAUUCAAAUAAAGUUUUUCAAAUAACUUUCUUACUGAUUUUUAGCUGGUCUGAGGUGCAAAUUUAAAAAAAAAUGCUCAAGACUGAGAUGUACAAAAACUCCUAAUCAUUUUCUGGUAAAAAGUAAUUUUAUUUUCAGUUUUGGAAAACAUCCAUCAAAGAUUCAAACUGUCCAGAGAAAAGAGUUUUCAUCACUUUUGACCCAAUCAAGUGGUGAAGUUUGGGAACGAUCCAGUUUCCCAAUGGUCCUGCAGGACAGUCCACUGAUCCACAGCAUCCCUCUCUCCUCAUUUUCAUGUAUUUCUGUACUACCUGUGGUAUUAUUCAAAGCUCUUCUAUUCAGUUAUAAAAUGUAUUUUGUCAGAUUUCAUUGUUGAGAUGUUGAAUUUGAACCAUCUAGUCCAUUCAUGCUGAAUAAAAGAAUUUUAACCGGGAA
Salarias fasciatus (jewelled blenny) is the source of this 1628-nucleotide messenger RNA. It is a transcript of the gene nosip, whose product is annotated as nitric oxide synthase interacting protein. The transcript has 10 exons. Gene Ontology annotation, cellular component: nucleus. Gene Ontology annotation, molecular function: ubiquitin protein ligase activity. The record is from RefSeq and is a predicted model, not a curated record. The coding region runs from base 163 to 1116 and encodes 317 amino acids. Lineage: Eukaryota; Metazoa; Chordata; Actinopteri; Blenniiformes; Blenniidae.